AUGAGAAAUGACCAAUGGAAUAAGCGGUACUUCGUCCUCCUUUCCCUUAACUCGCCUCAUCUGCUGGCCACAUCCUGUGUGCUUGUAGAGCCUUUGGAUUUGGCACGACUCAGUCUAGGAGAUAAAAUUCAUGUCAAGUGCCGCGGAGGGCGGAAGCUCGAAGGAAUUCUACAUGCCUAUGACCCGCACUUGAACCUAAUCAUAGGACCGGUUGCAGAGACCUUGGAGGAGCCUUAUGUGGACGAGAAGACGGGAGCUCUUAAAACUCGCGCCACGACAAGGUUGAUAGAUGUUCUGUUUGUGCGAGGGGACGGCGUAAUUCUGAUUGCGCCUGUGCACUGUUAG
Gregarina niphandrodes is the source of this 345-nucleotide messenger RNA. RefSeq names its product putative U6 snRNA-associated Sm-like protein LSm3. Gene Ontology annotation, biological process: P-body assembly; mRNA splicing, via spliceosome. The record is from RefSeq and is a predicted model, not a curated record. Gene Ontology annotation, molecular function: RNA binding. Gene Ontology annotation, cellular component: catalytic step 2 spliceosome; Lsm1-7-Pat1 complex; U6 snRNP. NCBI's taxonomy places the organism in Eukaryota, Apicomplexa, Conoidasida, Eugregarinorida, Gregarinidae. The transcript has 2 exons. The coding region runs from base 1 to 345 and encodes 114 amino acids.